Mobula hypostoma (lesser devil ray) is the source of this 3085-nucleotide messenger RNA. RefSeq names its product RAD54 homolog B (gene rad54b). Gene Ontology annotation, biological process: double-strand break repair via homologous recombination; reciprocal meiotic recombination. The transcript is spliced from 14 exons. Bases 80 to 2935 code for a protein of 951 amino acids. The record is from RefSeq and is a predicted model, not a curated record. Gene Ontology annotation, molecular function: DNA translocase activity; ATP-dependent chromatin remodeler activity; ATP binding. Gene Ontology annotation, cellular component: nucleus. Lineage: Eukaryota; Metazoa; Chordata; Chondrichthyes; Myliobatiformes; Myliobatidae.
AUCUGGUGAUCUGCUUAUCGUUAAUGUGUAGGCACUCAUUCAAUUUUUUCUUCCGGUACCAAAGUAACAACUUACUAAGAUGAGAAGAUCGGCUGCUCCGAGCCAACUUAGCGGCAAUGUGGCUAAAAGAAUCAAAUUCAUCCCGCCCAGCAAAACCACUAAUCUUGCGCCUGUGUCAGGGGACACCAGACUCUUGAACAGGAACGAGCUACAUCAUGACAGUGGUGAUCCCCUAUUGCAGUCCAAAGCAUUGGUUACACAAUGUGAAAGGCUUCAGAGCUGCCCUUCUCCCCAAACCUCAGGAAAUGUGGUUGAACAUUGUCAUUUGGAAAUGUCGAAACCUGAUCACCUGACCAUCUCGCCUGGUUUUUCUGUCAAGUUUCAAGGUACAAAUCAUGUCGAGGAUGUUUCCGCCCAGAAACAGUUAAAGCCAAAACAACCAUUUGGAACGAGAAAACAAAUCGAGAGACCAACGCCACUGAUGUCAUGUCAGCCAUCAAGUGUGGCAAAGGACACAGGAGAGAAUGCCCCUGACACGUUUGUUGCAUACUACAGCGUCCUGUGGUGUAAGGCGUCAAAGAAGAAACACAAGAAGUGGGAGGGAGAUGCAGUUUUGAUUGUUCGGAAGACGUCUGUGCUUCUGAAGGACAUAGAAGGCAAAGACAUUGGAAGAGGAACAGGAUAUAAAUUAAAAGAACUUGCAUCCCUUUCUGAAGGCCAGACGUUAAUGAUUGGUGGGAAGGAGAUAGAGAUUAUGGGAACGAUUUCAACAGAGGACUUUAUGAGUGGUCGCUGCUUCCACAAUACAGCUGCUGCUUCUUCAGACUUGUCACGGCCACCCACCUUGCAACAGCCUUUGCUUAAACAGUUUACUUGCCCACUGAGGAAUGCUGCUGGACUGAGCCAAACAGAAGGCCUUAAAAAACCCUUAAUGGACUGUAAGCCUAGGCAUGAUCCAAGUGCACCAAAUGCUUUAGUAAUGCCACGGCCAAAUCUGAGUCACCAGUGGAUCUUCAAUAAAGCUGGCCUGCCAGUGGUGGAUGUGGUGGUGGAUCCCUACCUCACUGUACACUUCCGACCUCACCAGAGGGACGGUGUUGUUUUUCUCUAUGAGUGUGUCAUGGGAAUGAGGACAUCUGGCAGGUUCGGUGCUAUUCUGGCUGAUGAAAUGGGUUUGGGGAAAACCCUGCAGUGUAUUGCCCUGAUUUGGACCCUGAUGCGCCAAGGACUUUAUGGGAACAAGCCUAUCAUCAAGAAGACUCUUAUAGUCACACCAGGGAGUCUUGUGAAGAACUGGGUCAGCGAGUUCCACAAAUGGCUUGGACUGGAGAGGUUAAAGGUUUUUGCAGUGGAUCAGGAUCAUAAAGUAGAAGACUUCAUCGCUUCGCCGCUGUACUCAGUUCUUGUCAUCAGUUAUGAGAUGUUGCUGCGGUGCCUAGAACAAAUUCAGAGCAUUCAAUUCAACCUAUUAAUCUGUGACGAAGGGCACCGUUUAAAAAAUAGUUCGAUUAAGACAUCCACGGCAAUUCUUAGCCUCUCCUGUGAGAAGAGAGUGAUUCUCACUGGUACUCCAAUACAAAAUGAUCUUCAGGAGUUCUACUCUCUAGUAGAAUUUGUGAAUCCAGGUGUCCUUGGAUCUUCAUCCACUUACAAAAAGAUUUAUGAGGAGCCUAUCGUCCGGUCACAGCAACCCUCUGCAACCAAGGAUGAAAAGCAGUUGGGUGAAGAAAGGGCAGCGGAGCUAUGCCGAUUAACGGGGCUCUUCAUACUUCGGCGCACACAGGACAUCAUUAACAAUUACCUCCCUCCAAAGACUGAAUGGAUUAUCUUCUGCCGCCCCACUGCGCUGCAGCUCGAACUCUAUCACAAGAUACUGUCGUCUCACACAGUGAAAUCUUUCCUACAGGGAACGCUGGAUAGCAGUCUCCACUUAAUAUGCAUAGGGUUACUGAAGAAACUCUGCAAUCACCCUACGCUUCUCUAUAAUACAAUAAAGGGAAAUGAAAAUUGCUCCAUAAAUCCCAAUUUUGAUCCACCGUUGGACAUGAACCCUUACAAAGAUCUGACCAGCAUAUUUUCGAUGAACCGUGAACCAGACGUAUUCACUGCCACGGAUUCAGGGAAACUAAAAGUACUGAGAGAUCUUUUAGCAGGCAUUCGUGCACAGAGUUCAGCUGAAAGAGUUGUGCUUGUUUCAAACUACACUCAGACGCUGGACCUCUUGCAAGAAAUGUGCAAGUCCUCUGGAUACAGCUACACCCGACUGGAUGGACAAACCCCCGUCAGCCAUCGACAGCACAUUGUGGAAUCGUUCAACAGCAAGCACAGCCAGCACUUUGUCUUCUUACUCAGUUCAAAGGCAGGCGGAGUUGGAUUAAAUCUGAUCGGAGCAUCUCGAUUGGUUCUGUAUGAUAUCGACUGGAAUCCAGCAAAUGAUGUUCAGGCAAUGGCCAGAGUCUGGAGAGAUGGUCAAAGGAGGCCUGUGCACAUUUACCGACUGCUAACUACAGGAACGAUAGAAGAGAAAAUUUAUCAGCGACAGAUUAGUAAACAAAGUUUAUCUGGGGCAGUGGUUGACCUGAAAAAGAAGAGAGACCAUGCCAGCUUUUCCCUGGAAGAACUUAGAAAUCUUUUUGAAUUGGAUGAAGACUCUGAUUGUCUGACUCAUGACCUCCUCUCUUGUACCUGCCUGAGAAAUGGGGAACUGUCAGUAGCAAACACGGCAGAGAAGUACCAGACUCCUCGUUCUUGUCAACUGAGCCGGAGCUCAGGAAUGGUUGAUUCCCAAGAGAACCCUUCCAUGUCCGAACUAAUGUACUGGAAACACUACUCUGGAAAAGUCCAACACAUUCCAGAUCCUUAUCUUGAAAGCGCAAAAGAAAAUAUAACCUUCCUGUUUCGAAACACGACAAAACCACAGACUGUGUUCAGCUGAGGAGCCGAUGGAAACAAGUACUCAUGCCUGCACUAGAAUUUCAUUUCAAAUUCUACUGACUUUGUUUAGAAGCUUGGUGAUAGAUCCUGUAUGAAUAUUUUUUUGGAUUAUCCCUGGCCUAUCUGUUGUUCUCAGGUUUGGUGUUGUUGA